AUGAGCGCGGACUCUGGAAAAUGUGCAGCGUGUUGCGUUGAGCACUGCCUCUGUAAGCGCGAAGCCGUUUUCCGAGCUCACCAAGUUCACUGCGUUGAGGUCGAGAACGAGCCAACGCACCCCGAGCUAUUCCGGAACGAGUGGGUGCGAGUCUACGCAGGCAUCCUCGCAAUAGGGAACUGUACCUUGUUCCAUAGGCACACGAGAGAUACCCUAUACGUGACGCUUCGAGACGCAAGCCUACUGAAUGAAUACUUUGUGGACCCGUCGCUUCGAGAUGCGCACACAAAGACCUACCGACACGAUGCGAGGCGUUUCGAGGUCUUUGGGCGGUGGCACGCUACCGACCAGAACCCACUUGUCCACCGGGUGUGUUAUCCGUCGGACUGGGCGAAAUCGCUUGCCGACCGCAGCGCUUCUCCUACAACACUCUUUAUUGGAAUCGAGUUUCUGGCGUAUCCUGAAGUGAGUCCAGCACUUAUCGUCGCAGACGCUGUCCGCAUCGAGAGCGUCGCGGAGUACCUGCAGGAGCCGAGUAGUCCACGUAUGCGUCUCUGGCGUCUUCGCGAAAACCUUGAAGCGAUUCGAUUGCCUUUUCACUGUGUUGUGAUCGAGUGGAGCUCGCCUCUGGAUGAGCACUGGGAUACAACUGAUCUCGCAACAUUAAUGAAGCUCACUGCUAGUCGAGUGCGAUUCGUUCCGGCUGGUGUGCAGCAGCUGCGCGUGUUGGCUAAUACGCUCGUGGUAGAGCUGAGGUCAAGAACCGAUCCAUCUUGA
This is a messenger RNA of Cyanidioschyzon merolae strain 10D, 777 nucleotides long. RefSeq lists its product as hypothetical. The record is from RefSeq and is a predicted model, not a curated record. The transcript has a single exon. Bases 1 to 777 code for a protein of 258 amino acids. Lineage: Eukaryota; Rhodophyta; Bangiophyceae; Cyanidiales; Cyanidiaceae.